This is a messenger RNA of Artibeus jamaicensis (Jamaican fruit-eating bat), 4195 nucleotides long. It is a transcript of the gene TRMT5, whose product is annotated as tRNA methyltransferase 5. Gene Ontology annotation, cellular component: mitochondrial matrix; cytoplasm. Gene Ontology annotation, biological process: mitochondrial tRNA methylation; tRNA N1-guanine methylation. Lineage: Eukaryota; Metazoa; Chordata; Mammalia; Chiroptera; Phyllostomidae. Bases 100 to 1617 code for a protein of 505 amino acids. The transcript has 5 exons. The record is from RefSeq and is a predicted model, not a curated record.
CGCGACCUGAUGACGUCCGCUCCUCGGCGGCGAACAGUGAUGAUGUCAUCUAGGGACCAACCCCUCCACUAGAGACCCUUUUUCGAGCUGUACCAGAGCAUGAGGGUCUUAUGGAGGCCAUUUGGAUUCUUAAGAAGACCCCUCAAACUGGAAAGCUGUAGAGUAACUGAAUCAGAAUCACCGAUCCCACUAGCUUGGACAUCACUGAUCCAGAAACUUACCAGAGCACCUAGUAUUUUCUUGCUGAAUCCCAGAAGAUUCUCAACCAUGCCUGAAAUAGAAACAAGUCAGAGAGGUUCAGACUUGUUUUCACCACCCUCUGAUGUUCGAGGAAUGACAAAACUUGACAGAACAGCUUUUAAAAAAACAGUCACCAUCCCAGUGCUUAAAGUGAGGAAAGAAAUUGUCAAUAAACUGAUUCGAUCCCUUAAAAGGGCAGCACUUCAGCGCCCAGGCAUAAAACGUGUGAUUGACGAUCCAGAAGAUAAAGAAGGCAAACUAAUUAUGUUGGAUCCCUAUAAAAUGCUUACCAGUGAUUCCUUUGAGGAAGUAGAACUCAGUAUUUUAAAGCAGCUUAAUGUCAGUCCACAGAUAUCUAAAUAUAAUUUGGAACUAACUUAUGAAAACUUUAAGUCAGAAGAAAUCUUAAGGGCUGUGCUUCCUGAAGGUCAAGAUGUGACUUCAGGGUUUAGCAGGAUUGGACAUAUUGCCCACCUGAACCUUCGAGAUCAUCAGCUGCCUUUCAAGCAUUUAAUCGGCCAAGUUAUGAUUGACAAAAAUCCAGGAAUCACUUCAGCAGUAAAUAAAAUCAACAGUAUCGAUAAUACGUACCGAAAUUUCCAAAUGGAAGUGCUAUCUGGUGAGGAGAACAUGAUGACCAAGGUUCGAGAAAACAACUACAUCUACGAAUUUGAUUUUUCAAAAGUCUAUUGGAAUCCCCGUCUCUCUACAGAACACAGCCGCAUCACAGAACUUCUUAAACCUGGAGAUGUCCUAUUUGAUGUUUUUGCUGGGGUUGGGCCCUUUGCCAUUCCAGUAGCAAAAAAAAACUGCACUGUAUUUGCCAAUGAUCUCAAUCCUGAAUCCUAUAAAUGGCUCUUGCACAACUGUACAUUAAAUAAAGUGGACAAAAGGGUUAAAGUCUUUAACUUGGAUGGGAAAGACUUCCUCCAAGGACCGGUCAGAGAAGAGUUAAUACAGCAGCUGGGACCACUGUCAAAAGAAAGAAAACACUCUGUGCACAUUGUCAUGAACUUACCAGCAAAGGCGAUCGAAUUUCUCGGUGCCUUCAAAUCACUUCUGGAUGGGCAGCCAUGCAGCAGUGAGCUCCUUCCCAUAGUACACUGUUACAGCUUUUCCAAAGAUGCUCGUCCUGCUGAGGAUGUGCAGCAACAAGCUGAAGCUGUAUUAGGCAUUUCCUUGGAUGCGUGCAGUUCGGUUCACCUUGUAAGAAAUGUGGCCCCUAACAAGGAAAUGCUGUGCAUCACCUUUCAGAUCCCGGCUGCUGUGCUCUACAAGAACCACACCCUAGAUCCAGAGAGUCAUGAAGACCCUCCACCCCUUAAACGCCAGAGGACAGGCAAAGCCUUCUCAGAAGAAAAAACAACAAUUGCUUAAAUCACUUACUAGAAAUGUUUUCGCCAUCUCCCCACUAGAUUUUGUAGUGAAAUAUGUUUGAUUUCAUAAAAUUUUAGCAUUUAGUUACCUUAGUACUGAAAUGUUAUAUUUCACCCAUGCUAGCUUAUAAAUCAAGGAUUAUCAAAUUAAAGUUUAAAUGAAAUUAAGUCUACUGAACAUCUUUAUUAGCUAAAUUAUGCUAUAUAACUCAUUUUAUAACCUAAAUUAUUUAAGUAAGUUUAAAUAUGUCUGUCUCUUGGGAAAAUAGACUUUGAAGGUAAGGUAACUGCAUGCCAACUAGGAAAGCUCUAAUAAUAACACUUUGCGGUGCUGUAGCUAAGUUUUAUGUGGUACUCUUGUCUGGUGUCACUAUAAAAGUGAUAACCAUUAGAUUAUUCAGAUCAGGGACAAGCACACAAUGCCUGGCAGGUCAGAUCAUGAGCUGACAGAUGUUACAAAUAACUGCUCACUUCUUGUUUACCUGAGGCGUUGGUACUGAGUUUGAAGUUUCUGAAGAAUCAGCCCCUGAAUAUUCUUCAUGAAACACCUACCAGUGAGUAUUUUCAAAGAAGUUGAGAAAACUAACUCUGUACAACCUGAAGUAGGAUCUGCUAAGAUAUUCUGAUGGUGGUAAGACCUAGUUGGAGAAAUGUACAAAGCUUGUGAAAAUGUGGUGUUUAAAACCUAUGCUUAUUUACUAUCUCACAAGCAAGUACCUUACAGAAAAUUUUUUCAUCUGUCAUAUGUUACUGAACCAGUAGCGUCCAAUGGUAAACUUCAUUUGUUUUCAUGGACUUGAACCAUUUCGUAGUUCUUGGAUUCUGUCAGAAGUUGAAGCUGAAUUUCUUGACUUGUUUGAUUUAAAUUUGCUUUGCUUCAUAAUUAUAAAGUUUGAUUGCAAUUUUUUUUUGAAAUCAGGGUCAAGAAGAACCAACCUUAAACACUAUUCUUACAACACUGAACAGCUUUAGAAAUUAGCUUUUGCUAAAGGUCAUAAUAUUUCUUAAGAUUUAGCAAACGUAAUGUGAAAAUGCACUGCAGUAGUCAUUGCAGCAGACAUCUGAAUCUCAAUAUCCUGUGCUGUGCUUUCUCAUGCUACCAACUCACGAUAAGACAGUGAAGACUUCCCUUCUCACACAGAUUAGCAGUGGAUGUACUUUCUGGGUUCAGCAUUUUGGGGACCUUCGUACAAAUGCAAAGGAAAUUUCCCUAUUUCAGAACACAUUCAACUACAUUAGAGCUUCCAUCUAAUCGAUUGAAAGUCAGUAAUGCUGUAUGUAAUGACAUGCUGAAAAAUAGAUACCAAGGGAAGAAUAAUAAGAGUUUUACAAAUGCCUUCUCAGUGAUGAAUAUGCUUAGAAUCAUACGCUUCUGGAUUGGUAUCAGUAUUAGGCAGUAUCGAUCUGUGUUAAAAGACAUUUAUGUAAAGGUGAAGUGUGUAAAAUCUCAUUGCAAAUAACCAUUAACAGGUGAUAAUUUACAGUUGACUUUAACGGGAAGAAACAUUUAGAACUCUGAUUAAAGGGAAUGUUAUUCCUCCAAAAAAGGGCAUUACAAAAAAUAUACUGUUAUAUUUGGAAUUUUGUUAAUUAAAAAAACUAUACCAAUUUAUCUCUUGUUAUAUAAGUGCUCCCACUUUAAUGCUCUCAAUUUUGCCUCUUAGCCCACAAAGCCUAAAAUAUGUACUGUCCAGCCUUAGAGAAAGUUUGAGGACCCUUGAUCUAAGUCAUUAAUUACAAACUCCAAUGCCUUCAAAGGCCAGGCAGGUAACAUAAAUAGAUGAAGACAAGACAAUAAAUAAUAAAAAAGUAGUAAGGAAGUAAUGAAUUGGAGUCUUUAUUCCUUAUCUAAAUGCGCUUUAAUCUGUUUUGAAAUUCAACCCAACCUGUCCUCUGCCAGAGCUUGAGGGCUGAUUCAGCCAAGGAUUGCUAGUUUGGGACUUAUUUUCUUCACCUCCCUGCCCUCCCAGGGAGAAGUAGGUCAGUGGUCAGCAAACCUUCUGUAAUGGGCCAGAUUGCAGCUUCUCAUUCUGCCGGCAGCAGCCCAAAGGCAGCCACAGACAACACACAAACACUAUGUUCCAAAAACAUAUCUAUUUAUGGAUACUAACAUUUGAAUUUCAUAUGCUUUUCACACGUUAAAAAGUUUAUUAAGCCUGGCUUUUUUCAAACUUGAAAAGAAGGUAACACCACUCUUAGCUUACAGAGCAUACAGGAGCAGGCAGCGGCUGGGUUUGUCCAGGGGUCAACAGUCCCCCCCUCUCCUUAUCUAGAUGAAGAGAAUUAAUUAGCAAGUAGGAAUAAAAUUUUCUUGUAGUACGGUACAUGGAGUGUGGGUUCAAAUGAUGUUCUUAUUUGUCCAAGUGGUAAGAUCCCUGCCUCCAUUUAGUCUUGCCUCAAUUAGAGAAAAUAUGCAGCAUACAGUUGGAAAGAUAACACAAUCCUUGCUUAAAUGCUUCUAUUAACAUUUCAACCCCUCCCCUCUUUUCCCUCCGGGGUGGAUACAUGAACAUGUCAUUACUUCGUUAUUUAAAUCUAUGCCCUCCCCAGAGGUGACACUUGGUAACUGAAUUCUUUUU